Messenger RNA from Nasonia vitripennis (jewel wasp), 1804 nucleotides. RefSeq names its product galactokinase. Gene Ontology annotation, molecular function: ATP binding; galactokinase activity. The record is from RefSeq and is a predicted model, not a curated record. Gene Ontology annotation, biological process: carbohydrate phosphorylation; galactose metabolic process. The coding region runs from base 418 to 1596 and encodes 392 amino acids. The transcript has 7 exons. NCBI's taxonomy places the organism in Eukaryota, Metazoa, Arthropoda, Insecta, Hymenoptera, Pteromalidae. Gene Ontology annotation, cellular component: cytoplasm; cytosol.
UACGCGACGUGUUGUAGACACAUUGCUUUUGCUUUCGACCGUUCGGCGUCGCAUCAUUCGACGUAUAUAGUACAGUCAUCUCUCAAGUAUAUGCUCGAAAAAUGAUAGAUGAUUCGCCGACAGUGCCCUCUUAGCUGUCAAGUUCAUUCUUUACUUUGCAUACGAUAUAACGCUGUGGUGCUCAAAUCAACGAGUAAAUAUAAUUGUACGCGCUUAUGACUGAUAUCUCUAUGUGUGUUUGUGAUUUGUCAUAUGUGAGGUACACUCCGUGCACUUGUCUCUCGUGCUUAGUAGUGCCAAUUGUGCAGUUCAUUUACCCUUUUUAGUAUAAAUUUUGUUAUACUCACAUAUAACAUUAUCUCUCUGUCGAAAUUAUUUUUUAGAGCUUAAUAAGAAGCAAACACUUUUGACUAGAAAAUGGCCACAAUUUAUCCAGAAGUAAGUGAAGUGAAGGAGAAGGCGUUGCAAAGUUUUUCGAAAGAAUUCGGUGUGAAUGCCGAUAUAUGUGUAUGCGCACCAGGUCGAGUUAAUCUGAUCGGAGAGCACACUGAUUAUAACGAAGGUUUCGUGUUGCCAAUGGCACUUCCAAUGGUAACCAUGAUUGUUGGUAAAAAAAAUAACAGCAUAACCUGUAAAAUCUUCUCUCUGAGUACUUCCAUAGGCGGACAAAGUGUAGCUGAAUUUAAUUGUGUCGAUCGAGAGGCAAUAAAGCCAGGCGAACCUAAAUGGGCCAACUACGUUAAAGGCUGCAUCGCAAAUUUUCCACAUUGUACGCCAGGAUUUAAUGCCGCUGUUACAUCGACGGUUCCUGUCGGUUCUGGACUAAGCAGUUCUGCUGCUCUUGAAGUUGCGACGUAUACGUUUUUAGAAGCGAUGACCGGACAAGUAUCGAGCAAACCAGAAGAUAAGGCUCUUGCAUGUCAGCGCGCAGAACACGAAUUCGCAGGAGUUCCAUGUGGUAUAAUGGACCAAUUCAUUUCGGCGAUGGGUCAGGAAGGUAAUGCUCUGUUGUUGGACUGUCGGGAUUUGACAACCAAACAGAUACCUAUGCAGAAACUAGAUGAUUGCGUUUUCCUCAUUACAAACUCCAAUGCUCCGCACAAACUCAGUUCGAGCGCUUACUGCGAGCGCAGAGAUUGUUGUAUCGAGGCAUCCAAGCUUCUCGGCAAGAAGAGCCUUAGAGAAGCUAACGUCAAUGAUCUUGAAGUCCUGAAGUCGAAAGGCGCGGAUGAAGUAACGAUUAAGCGAGUCCGCCACGUAAUCACGGAAAUCGAAAGAACUUUGGAAGCAGCUGCCAGUUUAGAAGAGAACGAUUUUGUCAGAUUUGGCCAAUUAAUGAACGAGAGCCACAAUUCGCUGCGCGACGACUACGAGGUUUCGUCCAAAGAACUCGAUAGUCUUGUUACAAUCGCACGUGGAGUUGAUGGGGUGUUGGGAAGUCGCUUGACUGGCGCAGGCUUCGGUGGUUGCACGGUUACGCUUUUGAAAAAGAACGUCGUGGAUACAGUCAUCAAGCUUAUCAAAGAAGAAUAUGCCGGAACUCCAAGCUUCUACAUAGCUAAACCUUCGAAAGGUGCUCAAGUGUUAAAACUUUAAUGACCAUAUACUGUUAUUUUUCACAAUACGCAAUGAUAAGAAGUAUGAAUUGAUAUCGCGCGCAAGAAGUGCAAGUGAAAAUCUGCAUAUUUUUCAGAAGAUAUUUUUUAAAAUUGAUCUAAUAAAAUAUUAUAUGCGUGAAGAUCGAUAUCAAAAAAUUACACAUAUAUAUUUAUACAAAUUAAAACUAGUAUUUUAUUUGCAUCAA